Synchiropus splendidus (mandarinfish) is the source of this 1627-nucleotide messenger RNA. It is a transcript of the gene rnd2, whose product is annotated as Rho family GTPase 2. The record is from RefSeq and is a predicted model, not a curated record. The transcript is spliced from 5 exons. Gene Ontology annotation, biological process: small GTPase-mediated signal transduction. Bases 197 to 901 code for a protein of 234 amino acids. Gene Ontology annotation, molecular function: GTPase activity; GTP binding. NCBI's taxonomy places the organism in Eukaryota, Metazoa, Chordata, Actinopteri, Syngnathiformes, Callionymidae.
CGCAGGAUCCGGUCCUUCGAGGGUCUGUGUCAGUGGAAGCGCGUGCUAGACAGGAGCGCAGAGCGCAGCAAGGCUGGAUAGGACGCACCGCCCCGGCGCAUGUCUCUGCUGCUUCAUCCCCUUCUCCUCGUCGGUUGGAGCGGAUGCUGGAUGCCAGCGAGCCCCGAGUCCAGACUGCACCUCUGAGGGACCCAGCAUGGACAGUCUCGGCAGCCGCUGUAAGAUCGUGGUGGUGGGAGACACUCAGUGUGGGAAAACCGCGCUGCUCCACGUCUUCGCCAAAGACUGCUAUCCAGAGACCUACGUGCCCACCGUCUUCGAGAACUACACAGCCAGCUUUGAGAUCGACAAGCACCGGAUCGAGCUGAACAUGUGGGACACGUCAGGCUCGUCUUAUUACGACAAUGUGAGGCCGCUGGCGUAUCCGGAUUCUGAUGCAGUUCUUAUCUGUUUUGACAUCAGCCGUCCAGAGACGUUGGACAGUGUCAUCAAGAAGUGGCAAGGAGAGACGCAGGAGUUUUGUCCCAACGCUAAGAUAGUGCUGGUGGGCUGCAAGUUGGACAUGAGGACGGACGUCAACACGCUGAGGGAGCUGUCCAAGCAGCGCCUCAUACCUGUCACCCACGAGCAGGGGAGCACCAUCGCCAGGCAGAUCGGAGCAGUGGCCUACGUGGAGUGCACCUCCAAAGUCUCGGAGAACAGCGUCCGGGACGUGUUCCACAUCACCACGCUGGCGUCGGUACGACGGCCGCACAAGCCACAGCUGAAGCGCAGCAGCUCCCGCAGGGGUCUAAAGCGAGUGUCCCAGCUACCCCUCCCACCCCUGCCGGGUCGGACUGAACAAAUGGACCAGGCGCCCGCCAUGAGGAAGGACCGUGCCAAGAGCUGCGUGCUCAUGUAGAGACCCGCACUAACUGUGUACAUAUAUAUAAAAAAAAAAAAGCAGAAAUAUAUAACAGAGGAAGUCUAUUUAUUGUUUUGGCCUCAUAUUUUAUUUUUUUGCAAUACAGAGGAGCUAGGAAAGAGAUGUCUCUGCUUUUUAUUAUUUUUGGUAAUGUGUGCAUAUAUAUAUUUUGGGCGACUAAAAGACGAUGGACGCCCAAACCCGUUUGUCAGGGGACAUCUGCUGAAGAACUGCUUUUGCAUAUUAAAAUUUUGCAUAUUUUAAUAUCCAAAAUGGAUGUUAAAAUGGAGCAGAUUUUCCCUGGAGCUAGUGAGGAGAGAAGGUGUCGGAGACGGACUCCUGUUCUUGAGGAGAGACAUCAAGUGAGUCUGCAAAGGACGACCUCAGAGAUCUGCAGCCUGAGAUGAGAUUUUGGGGACUGUUGUCACAGUAUGUGUGUGUGUGUGUGUGUGUGUGUGUGUGUGCGUGUGUGUCUAGAUGGUACUACCACAAGUGCAUUUUUUUGACAGGAAGAAAAAGAAGCCAAGAUCAGUCUGAUCCUGCUUACCUGAUUUAACACUCUUUUCUCUGUCAACUCUGAUGGUGUCACUUUCAUUCACUGCUGCUCAUUAAAAAAAAAGAUGUUUUCUGUGUGGAAAGUAGUGUGGUGACAAUGUUGGGGUGAUUUUUGCUGUACUUUCACUGACGUCUCAAAUAAAGCUGACUCUUUUAGGUGAGAGAUCA